GUAGACUACUUUCGUCAAUACUUACAUUCAUGUACGUGUUCUUGUAUAGUUAGAAUACCGUCAAACAUAACGUUGUAUAUCUUGAUCUUUUUGGUGCAUCUUUUUUACGUUUUGAAAUAGGUAAAAAUACAUUUGUAUAUAAAACGAAAGUUGUCACAUAUAGCUCAAAGGAGAUAUAAGUUUUGAGAUUUAACUGGUAAACAAAGAUGUCUACCCACUGCGAGGAAGAGUUUAUGCUGAAAAAUAUUUGGUUUCAUCACAAGAGACCAAUCAUUUUCGUCACUUCGCAGUUCGGACCGCAUGCUUUAUACCCGGCAUGGAAUGCGAUUCAGCUGAUCUACCACAUCAUUGUUCUGACUAUUGACGGGUCCCAGGCAGGAAAACAAAAUGACGAACCAACUGGAAACUAUUUCUUGUAUCUACCCAACUGGGCCUAUAUGCUUCUCGUUCUGUCAAAUAUUGUGGACUUAGCUGUAACAUUGUAUGUCCACUGUCUUGCAAAGUAUAUUCUGGAAGAACGUGAAAAUGAGAAGGCUGAAGCUGAGGUCGUCAUGAGAAAUAAAGCUGUAAAGAUAAGUUACAAAACCAUGGGAAAGUACUACAAAAUGAGAGGCUAUCUGAAGGUCUCAUGGGUGUUUUUCACACUGUCUUCUGUUGUGGGCAUCACAGUUACAAUUUUGUAUUGGACGGUACAUUUCUACAGUGUUGGUAUGAAUGAAUAUUCAAGUGUUGGUUCGAACUACAACUUAAAUGGCAUGCGUAUUGAUGAAAAUACACUGGAUUUCGGAACUCUAGCCUUCACUUUUCUAAACACUAUAGUGAUCCUCAUCCAUAUUACCAUAACAGCGAAACCGUUUCGACUUCUCCAUUUUUAUAUGCCAGUUAUCUUUGUCGCAGCAUACGUGGGUUUUAGUAUCAUUUACCAAUGGUGCAGCGGAAACUAUAUUUACAAUAUAUUAGACUGGGAUCAAGUAUUCCCUACAACGGGAAUUGCCUACGGCGUCGUUUUUAUAGUUGUUCCUUUGGUACAUUUAGUGGUAUAUGGCCUUGUUCAAGCUCGAAUCAAGGUUGGCACGUGGUGUCGAAUAAAGUACUCCUUUAGAAAAUGGAAAAAGAAGAAAAUCAGGCCAGCAGAACCGGAAGUCGAUCCUCAGACUAAUGUUAUGAGAUGGCUGGCGUCAAGUGGGUUAGAGAAAACAGACAGCAGAAGAAUUAGUGGUAAUAGACCUAGUGCGUCUUCCAGCAGAGCAACAAGUCAUAGGGCAGAGAUAUCGUCCGUGUAGUCCGAAACAUCUCUUUGAGCUAAAGCAAUUUGACCAAUAACAAAAUAAAUGUAAUUACAUUAAAACAUUGUGAAGAAAAUAAAAAUAUUCAUGGAAAACCAUUAAAAAGAGUGAUACGUAAUUUCUUUCAUUUCUUCAAGUAUUGUUGGAAUGUGUCAUUCAAUAUUUAUAUUUGUCUAAAUAUAUGUGUAUGUUAUUUCAUUUCAAAUGUUUAUCAUUGAUAUAUGUUAUAUAUUGUCAUUUAUUUUGCCUAAGCAUUUUGUUCAAGUUUGUUCUCAUUUUUACGUUGAGACGAUAUAUGUCUGUUUGCGUCCGUCCUUUUGAAACAUUCCGGACGUUUCGAAGUAUUGAUCCUUGCAAGUAUAGAGCUUAUGUUAUUCUAAACAAUAUCACGCGAGUGUUUUCAAUGAUACAGCUAUAUGUAACAUAUUUGGAAAGGUAUUUAUGUAACCGAACUGCAAUUAGUUUGCAGUCCGUAUAUAUAAUAAUUGUUUCAAAAUAUUCGUAUGUUAUUAUGCGAAACAUAUAGAACAUCUUGAACAUCUUGAUUAAAGCCUUGAAAAAGGAAUUGUAUUCAAGUACACAAGUCAACGCAAUUAAGCGAUUAACGAAUCCUGUUUUGGAUAUAUCUAAGAAUUAUUUUUGACAUCAGAAAGGAAUUUGACAAAACUUAACACAAAAAUACACAUAUUUGAUAAUAUCCUAUUUAAGGCGUUUAAUGCAUCUAUCGUAAUUCUUAGUCCGUAAUUAAGUGGGGACAGGCUAGAACUUUUAAAUCUUUAGUUACCAUGCAAAGACAAAACUUGGUCUCGUAGAAUCUUUCGCAGUUGAUGCGCCACCACUCUCUAGCCUACAUGUAAUUUCAAAAGCGUUAUUAAAACAAAAGUUUGAAACAUAUCAAUUUGCUGUUGAAUUUGUCUAUGCUUUACUAGACGGGGAAUUAACAAUACCUUUAAUAUAAACUCUUCUACCAGCACUUUUUGAAAGAAAAAAGAGAUACAAAU
Molecule: messenger RNA, 2287 nt
Organism: Mercenaria mercenaria
Lineage: Eukaryota; Metazoa; Mollusca; Bivalvia; Venerida; Veneridae
Exons: 6
Coding region: 207-1283 (358 amino acids)
Cellular component (GO): membrane
Source: RefSeq, a predicted model, not a curated record